UUAGCUUCAGCUGAAUUUUCUUCUUUCAUCUCAUGUAGAUGUAUGCUGGAGAUAGAUUUGAGAUUUUGAGUGCGUGAGCUUGGUGUCUCCUGGGGGUUGCAGUGAUGGGCGAUCUAAACCCUAGAAGUGGAAGAAGAAACCUGAGAUGUCCGCACUGUGCGGGCCCUCUAUCAAAGGAGACUGAAACCAGCGAUUGGACGGUUCCUCCGCUCAUCAGGGAUAGCUUUUCUAUGAUUGGGUCUGCUGUUGGUGGAACAACUAGUGCGUUCUAUGGAUUUAACCAUGUGAUGCCAAUUGUCCAGAGGUGGGUCAAAGGACCUAUGUGGUUGCAUUUUCUCAUUGGUACUCCACCUGUAAUAGUCUUCUCUUCAGCUUGUGCAGGCUUGGCAGGUGGUGCUGUUCCAGCGCUUGCUCAACUUGCUUCUUCAUCGUAUCAUGCGGCAGCUUCACGUCAAUCAUUGCCAUCACCAUCCUCGCAGGAUGACCAAAUUCACGAGUCCAGAACUUCCUCAGCACUGUAAUUUCUUGCUCUCAGCAAGAGCACUUUUUGGCAAUGUUACUAUGGUUGUGGUUGUGGUUGUGUGCGUGUGUUGAUUGCUUCCAGAAGUUGCCUUAGAAAUGCAUGGCUUUGCUGGCUUCAGAGGCAAGGCUUUUAUUGUAGGCCACGGAGUGGGGAAUUCUUCUUUCGAAUGCUACAUAUAGACACCCACACCCACACGUACACGUAUAUAUCUUGUUGAUGAACAUUGUUUAUUCUUUUUUGAUGCAGAAAUUUUGAUCAUUUCUCUAUUUUGACUUCCACCUUCCCGAUCCGAUGAAGUUCUAUUCAGUUAGACCGUUGUUAGGGCCGGACAGGAGGAGAAAAUCAGUGAUAAGUCCAUUCUAAAACUACCUCCUACCCUUGCCCUACCUCUGUACUAAUACUCACAUGUCCCAUUCUCCUCACCAAUUUGGCUCAACGCCGCGCGCGGUGUCUUGAAUUUUUGCAAAAUAAUUGUUUUGAGGGAUAUAUUUAAGAAUUUUGUAAAAUACCUUGAAAAUGUUCUUGCAAAUAUCAUUUGAAAUAUAAAGAAAAACUCCUUUAUAAUAACUAAGACAGUGAUUUAACUGACUCACAGGCAUAGGUUAAUUGGCAGAUAAGUUAUAUAUUGAGUUAGUAUUAGUAAGUCACCAAUUCAAUACUUGACUUAGACAAGGGUCAAAUGCACUUUUGUAAUUUAUCUCUUCUAUUGAAAUUGAGAACAUGAACGGUGAAGAAUUACGUAAGAGUGAUAAUUUUAAGAGAGUAAUUUAAUUGAUUGUAAAUGUUGAAUGAUUGAAAGGAAUUUGUCAAAUGGUUUAAGGAUGUAAAAUGAUAUUUUUUUUUUGCAUAGAAUAUGUGGCAAUUAAAAAUAUUCACUUAAGAGCUGCAUUUGUGGUACUAGUUUUGGAAUUUUCUUUCUUUUUUUUUUAAUUAUUUCAGUAAAUCAGUUUAAAGAUAAGAACAGCAUAUUUAAGUGUUGGAGAAUAUCAGUUUUAAGAACAACAAAAUAAUAUUUUGUCUCAAUUUAAAAAAUUAUAAACAUAUUUCUUUCCGUAAAUUUAGAUUUUAGAACAACAUAAAGGAAAACACAACCCUAUAACCAAACAAACCGAGCUGUUGUUUCGCUAUAAAAGGCGAGGGAAGAAUAGGUUUAGGGCACACAUUACUUGAUCUUAUCAGAGCGUCGCUUUUCUGGGGUUUCGGGGAAGAAGGGUCCGCGGCGGUGGCCGAGGAGCGGCGGCGGAGCAGUUACCCGGCCUUACGGGCCGCUGGCGGCGCUCUGCUGCCUGCCUCUUCACCCCCCCAACUCUAACCCGACCCGAUCUCGCAGAAAAGCAAUGCGAUGAAGACAGCCCGCUGUCGGAGUCCACGCCUUGUUAUCUUUUAGCCAAGGGGACGAUGAUGGCCGCGCGGGCUUCCCAAACAAUUCAGUCUAUUCAGAUUAUAUUCAUGUUUAUUAUAUUGUUUAUUUCAUCGUUCUGAUAGCUUUUUUUUUUUUUUUUCUUUUUUAUCCUAUAUUAACUUUUUUAAUUAUUGUUUAACUAAUAUUCUUAGUUAUCACUUGUGAAUGUGUUUAUGCUCAAUGAUUUAAACUGAAAGUAUGAAUCUUUGCUGCCUGAACUCUGAACCACAGUACGCUCCUAUCUUCUGCGUAAUGGUGAAUCGCUACAUUUUUUUGAGUCAGUAACCAUUUUGCCGGAAUCAGGUGCUAGUUCAAUUUGGCAAAUCCCGCAAUGAGUUGAUUGAGCUAUGCGUUGAGCUGAGGUCAGACUCUCACAUUGACUUCUACGAAUCCUCAUUACUAUUGCCUUUAUAUUGGAUAUGUGAAAUGUUGUAAUACUUGCAUCUGCCAUAUUUUGUAGGAACCACAGUUAGUGUAAUAUUCAAUCAGGAUAGAGUUGAAAUCCAUAAUUUGGACUCUAGGGUUUGACAAUGCAAAAGUUCUUAUAGUACAAAGAAUCAAGUAUAUGAAGGACUAAGAGUCAUGUUUUGUACGUUGUUGGAUCGUUUUGAUCUCGGUUGUUAGUUGAGGAGGUGGAUUAAAACCCUCUCCUCCCUUGUAAGCAUCUUUCUUCUUGUUAGUAAAGUGAUAGUUUGAGAACUUCUGUCUUUAACAAAAUGUCUUGAUGGUUACCCACUAGAAGAGCCUAGCCAACUUUUAACAACCUUGGUAUGAGGCUAUGGCUUUUUUUUUUUUUUUUUAAUACUGAAAACAGUAUUAUUUGCUAAACAGUCGGCUUUCUAUCAUGUUGCUUAGGGGUACAUGAUAAGGUAUAUUUAUUAGAGCAACUCCAAGGGGGAGUGUCAUUUGGGGUGCUAGCUCCAUAACUAUCGAUAACUGCUGAAAUAACACCCUAAAUUUAAAAUUUUUGACUCCAACGGAGGUGGCAUCCAGGGUUACAAAAUGGAAGCAAUGUUCUUGGGGUGCCAAUUUUUCUAACUCUGGAGAGAGAAAAGGGAGAGGUGCCAUUGAACUGUUUUGUCAUUUUUUUGAUUCUACUAUUUCAACGGUUACAAUUCAACGGCUCUAUUUCAACCAAAAAGUUAUAUUUAUAGAACUUUUUGCAACCCUAGAUGCCAUUUUGCAACCCUAGAUGCCACUCUCAUUGGAGUGAAAAAUUUUGAAUUUGGGGUACCAUUUCGGCAGUUAUGGAGUUGACACCCUGGAUUACUCUCCCCCUUGGAGUUGCUCUCAAGAUAAGCUGUAUUUAUUUAUCAUAAUAGAUGCACCUUACCCUAUGCUCUUAGGGCACAAUAUAGAAAAAUCUCUUGUGCCCUAAGGGCAUUUGAUGUGAAAACUCAAAUAAGUACUAAAAUAUUAUCCAAACUAAAAGAACAAUGAUACUUUUAUUGAAAUGGGAGAUUGAAUUAGUGGGUUGAGGCAUUAGAAUCUCUUUUGUCCAUGCAUUGGAUUUUGAGCCAUGCAUGGGAUUGGCAUGGCUUAGAAUUCCAUGCAUGGGUAAGGGAAACUUUUCAAUGUCUCAUCCAACUCAUUUGCGGCCUAUUUCACCUAUGAAAUUAUUAUUAUAACAAAGAUAUUUAUUGAUGAAUAAUGAUAUUUUUAACAAAAUGGCAAUCUAAUUUCAUAGGUUGACUGGGCAAAUUCUCUAAAAUAGCCCUGUUUUGGUUUUAACGAUUACAUUGAUUGUUAAAAUCAAAGUAGGGGUAUUUUAGGCAGUUUUGACCACUCAACCAAUGAAUUUGACUUGCCUUUACAUGAUAAAUAUCAUUGUCAUUUAUUUAUCUAACACCUUGCUACCUUCCAGUGAGGCUAGAUUCAACAUAGAAUUGCUUGUUCUAUGUUGACUUUGGAAACCUUGGAUGAGCUGUUAACCAAUAGUUCUACAAAGCCACAAGUUUUGUGUUGGGGAGUUGCAAAAUUCUAAGCAUCUAACACUCAACAGUUAAAAGGUGUUACACUCUUAAGUUACUUGCAAAAUGUAGCACUUAAAAUUUGUUAGGUAACAAUUGUUUAAAUUUUUGAAUAAAUACAAUUGGGAUGUGGGUUUUUUAUUCAUAGGCAUUGGCCUAUUGUAAAUGCUAGCAAAAUUUUUUCAUGGGACAAAUCUUGACCUUUUUGAAAGCCACUUGCAAUUUCUCCCACACCAAAGUUUUAUAAGCUUUAACAAGGGGCUAAUGCCUAUAAAUAAGAAGGACCUUCUUAAAUUGUACUCAUUUAAGAAUUUAAGUACUUGUCAUUUAAAAAAUUCCAAGUGUUGGAUUUAUAAAUGGAGUGUUUGUAGGGAACAUUUAGAAUUUUUUAAGUGUUACUGUUGAAUGCAAAAUUUCUUUUUGAACCAAUGGUUACAGAGAAUUGCUGGUUGAACUAUUUCAACGUCUGUAAAUUACAGCUGAGUAAAUUGGGAACUUUAAGAAACUAUGCUUAGAAUAGAUGAAGGUGGAUGCUUUGAUGGUUUAUCAAAGAUUUUCAGUUUCAAGUGAUAAUGGAAUAUCAACUCAAUUGUACCAGACAGGUAGUUUUUUCAAAUUUUAGGCUUAUUUACAAAAAAAAUUGCAAAUUACAAUUGUGACCAAAGUUAUUAUCAAACAUAGCUCCAUCAUAUCAAUCACGUUCCAUUCUUUAAAACAGCAAUAAAAUGUUAGAAAGAUAUGGUUUUAGUCAAAAGGGACAUAAUUGCUAAUGUGGUUUUAAAAAGAAACUACAAAGGCAAUUUCUGCUUUAAUCCAAACAUCAGCUUGGCAGUGUUUAUGCCUAAACCGUAUAAACUGUUGUGAUUUUGCUUUAAGGUGUGGAAUAUUCACCAUCUCUAGACCACAUUAGGGGUUGAGUUAAAAAAUGAGACCUGUUCUGACUGAGAGUUUCAGUUUGAUUUUAGAGAUUACAUUUAGAAUAGAUUUUAUCUUGUUAUCUUAUCAUUUAUAUUUUGUGGGCAAGUUUAUGUUUCCAUUUUUAUUUUCAUUAGAUGAUUAUAGUUUUGAUAGGAUUUUUUAAUCAUUUUAUAGUUAGGAUUAGAUUUUGCCUAUGAAUAGGCUCAUGAUGUAUUUAGAAAAUACAUGCUUUGAUGAUUGAAUAUAUGUGAUACUGUCUCUCUCUCUCUGCUUUACUUUUUCUUCUUUUUCUCAUGCUUCUCCUUCUCUUCUUCCUCUCCUACUUUCUUCAAAUCUCUCUACUUAUUUCACAUUAGAUUUAAUAUUAGAGUAAUCUUUUUGAUUGUUCCACAUCAAAUUGGUAUCGAGGAAAAAUUCAAUUGUGAGUUCUUUCAUCAUCCAGACCAUCCAUUAGUUUUUACCUGUUACUGCAAAUUCAUGAUAAACCUUAUCAUGUCAUAUUGAGGAUGAUGACAAAGAUGAAUGUUGUGAUAAGGUUUACUAUGGAUCAAUUUUUGCAAUCCACAAAAACCCAAUAUGAACUGAAUUUGCUGUAAGAGUGCCUCAAAAUGUGAGAACUUAUGGAUGCUGGGGUUGAUAGAAAACUCAGAAUUAAAUUUUGCUCUAAUACCAAUUUGAUAUGAAGUAUUCAAUUUUUUUUUUUUCCAUUAUUAAAUUUGAUGUGGAACAAUACUAGAAUUUGAAGAAGAAAGAGAAGAAAGUAGGGAAGAAAGAGAAGGAGAAGCUUGAGAAGCAAAGCCCACAGAGAGAAUAAUCAGGAAAGAAAUAUCAUUUGUAUUCAAUAAUCAGAAAUGUGAAUUUUCUGAAUAUAUAAUGUGCCUAUGUACGAGUCUUAUCAUAACUAUAACAUGAUUAUGAUCUUGUAAUAACAAUGAUCAUCUAACCAAAAUAAAAAUGGAAAGGUUGUCUUGCCUAAAAUAUAAAAAUAUAAAACAUUAUCUAAAUAACAUUUCUAAGUUGAUAGGAUGGCUCAAAAUGCAAUUGUCAGGUGGUGUUAGGUGUUAAUUCUAAUGCUAUGCUUGACAAUGACUGAAUUGAGUGACUGCCCCCAAAUUAGGGUGAGCUUGACAUCAUAAGGAAUCAGCCCUGUCAAACUUUCAAGUAGAAACUGGAUUUUUUAACAGGUAGAUCCAUCUUAUCUUUAAUUUCACUUCGUCUGAGUUUCAGAUACCAAAUUCUACCUUGAGCUACCCGCAUUUCUUUGUAUUGGUCCAAAGAGCUGUAGUGUUAUUCUAUUGGAUUAUUAACUGAUGGCGAUGAGAUUUUGGAAAUUUAUUGAAUUCGUUCCUUGCUCAUGAAUCUGUAGUUUGUGCGUGGAAUGACUGAAUCUCUCUUACCAAAGCUGGAUCAUUUUUCUGUAAGCCUUCCUGACUGUUGAGAUAUUGAAGCUUUUCUUUCAAUCUUAAAUUGUUAUAUGACUAAGUUAUUUUGACGACUUAUUUCUAUUAUAUGCAUUUUAGCAAGUUGAGACAUAAUCUUUUGUUGUAAAUUAGAAGAAAGUUUACAAUGCUGAAGCUUCCUUAACAAUCUCCCUGAGAAACGACACAUGGCAAACAAUACUGGAUUAUUGCCCAAGUUUGCUAGAGCUCUGGCCGAGACCUCCACACCAGCAACCAUUUGAUGGCGUGAGGUGUGAGCAAAGGUGGCUGUUAAUACAGAGCCGAAUGACAAUGCUAUUUAAAGUACAAACCAGUCAAUCAGGUCUAUGUGGAUAAAAAGGCCCAUCUUGAUGAGAUCAUUGCUAUACUGCAGUUCUAAAACGUCAUGACAAGUGCUGCUACCUACUGAAGCUGAACUGGGAUGGGGAGAAUGAAUCAAGUGAUGGUUAAGAGUUAAGAGGGAAUCAGAACUGGCUGCCAGUGAAGGUUUGGCCAAAAGCCCAGUUCAGAGGAGCAACGUUGAUGGGAGGUGAGAGAGCGACCGUCACUGGUGGUGACCCGGAAAGAGAGGGCUUGGCCGUUUAGGUAAGAGUUGCUCUGCCAGUUUUGGCCCCAGUUGCGGGACAUUGGUUGCCAGCCGGUUGUUUUAGAGCCUUUGACGGAGGCAGAAACCACGUCUCCAGCCCCACGAAGAUUGGUUAUCAGCACUAGGUUGAAAUACGAAUGCCCAUUAAUUGUAAAUCUGAUCCCUCCUCCUCCUGCAUGUAACCCUGAAAAACACAUCCCAAACACAAUUUUUAGUUUCUCUUUGCUUUUCGUGUUAUUACCCUGAAUGACGACAAUGCUGCUACUAUACUGAGAAUUUAGGCAGCCCAAGGGGAGAUGAUUUUCUGAGGCUACCAUAGUCAUAUCCAGUUAAAUUUAUCUGCA
Messenger RNA from Diospyros lotus (date-plum), 7182 nucleotides. RefSeq lists its product as uncharacterized. The record is from RefSeq and is a predicted model, not a curated record. The coding region runs from base 105 to 521 and encodes 138 amino acids. The transcript is spliced from 6 exons. Lineage: Eukaryota; Viridiplantae; Streptophyta; Magnoliopsida; Ericales; Ebenaceae.